This is a messenger RNA of Microcebus murinus (gray mouse lemur), 1804 nucleotides long. RefSeq names its product hepatitis A virus cellular receptor 1 (gene HAVCR1). Gene Ontology annotation, biological process: phagocytosis, engulfment; positive regulation of mast cell activation. Lineage: Eukaryota; Metazoa; Chordata; Mammalia; Primates; Cheirogaleidae. The record is from RefSeq and is a predicted model, not a curated record. Gene Ontology annotation, cellular component: cell surface. Gene Ontology annotation, molecular function: virus receptor activity; phosphatidylserine binding.
UUACUGUCAGAGACCAAGAGCAAGGCCUCUCUGCUAUUGGAAGGCUGGUCUUUGCUCUGCUGUGCUGUCCUUGGGCCACCCUGUUUAUAUCUGCCUCCGGUUUCCCUUUUUGUUUCCUUCCUUACCUCCUGUGUCAGGACCAGGGGUUGGUUGGGAGGCUCUGUGUGGGGAAGAGGCUGGGAAAUAAAAGGCUGUUUUCGAGGACAGCAUUCUCUGCCCUUUGGAAGGCACGGAGCCCUCAGCUAACAGAGCCCCGAAGUCCUUGUACGUGGUCUGCUCUUAUCUCCAGCACAGCGGCUCAUGUGAUUCACCCAGUGAGGGAGAAAAGAGAAGUUGUAAGCUGAGAAUUGAGACCACAUAACGUCUUGUAGGGGAAAAACCGACCACUGUGUCUGCUCGUUUUCCUUCAGGCUGACCCCAAAAUGCAGUCUCGCCUGGUCAUCAUAAGCCUCAUAUUACUCCUAGCAGAUGCUGUAGUUGCCAUUGUGCAAGUGAGUGGAGUGGUGGGUCAGACUGUCACACUCCCCUGCAACUACUCAGUGGCUGAUGGAGCAGUCACCUCCAUGUGCUGGGGCCGAGGGGCAUGUCCUGUAUUUGUAUGCUCAGAUGAAAUUGUCUGGACCGAUGGGUCCCGUGUCACCUUUCAGAAGCACGAUCGUUACGAGCUAAGAGGGGACCUUUUGAAAGGGAAUGUCUCUUUGACCAUAGAGAAUGCAGCUGAGGCUGACAGUGGCUUGUACUGUUGCCGUGUUGAGCACAGGGGGUGGUUCAAUGACAUGAAAGUCACCCUAUCAUUGGAGAUUAAACCAGCCACAGACACGCGUGUUCCAACGUCACCAAGCACCUCUACCUCUGCUUCCCCAAUGCCAUCACCCACGCAGACCCACAAGCCAGUAGCUACGUCACAUUCUCCAGCUCAGCCGUCAGAAACCCAGCCUACAACCCUGCAGGAAACAAGGACACAGGCUACCAGUUCACCAUUUUACUCUUACAAAACAGAUGGGAAUGGCACCGUGACACAGUCUUCAGAUGGCCUUUGGCAUGACAAUCAAACUCAAGCGUCCCCAGCAGAAAACAUGUGGAUGAGCACUGCCACCAGUGAGGGACUCUAUGUUGGACUCUCCCUUUCUGCCUUGGUGUUGCUUGCUGCUGUGGUUGUUAUCAUCACCAAAAAGUGUUUCUACAUCAGAAAGAAGAUGCCACAACUAAGUAUGGUUUCAUUGAAUGACUCUAAAAUUGGAGCUUUGGAACAUGCAGCUGAAAGGCGACUCCCAGCAGAAGACAAUAUCUACAUUAUUGACGAUAAUCCUUACGUCACAGAUUAAGACCCAGUGGUGCUCUUUGAGGUUUUGUGCCCGUGACUGCAGAUGACUGUGACCAGAUAUCACCCUAUCAGGCUUCUUUCAUACUCAAGGACCAUUUCUCUGUGUCUGUUUCAUGCAGUAUUCCAACAUGUCAGUGAUACUGGAUAGAGUCUAGCUCAAAACUGUGUAUAGUCAACCUCGUUGCUAAUAUACUCCUAAUAUUUUAUCCUAAAACUGAAUUAAUCUUUCUGAUCAUUGCAGUGCUGUCUCUCAAACAUGAACACUAGAAUUGCAUGUUCUCUUAAGUCCCCAUGCAUCCUGUCUCUAUCAAAGAGAAUUGUCAUUGGGAAUAGAAGAAAUGAACUUUUGUCUUGGCCACCCAAAGCUGUCAAGAAGAGGUGAAUAGGACAUAAAAAUCAGCAAAUCUAAUUUAAGACUUCAUUUGGAUGUAUUUCAUUAUUAUUUCAUGUUUCUAUAUUAUAACUCCAAAUGUUAACAUU